ACACCAGUUAGAAUAAACUUUGUAUGCUUCCAAAAAAUUGGGUAUGCCUUGAGACAGCCUUCAACCGGAAGGGAUGGAGGGGUAAGGUUUCGUUCUCUCUCUAGAAUCCAAAUCUCCCAAUCCACACAGAAGUCUUUUUACUAUUAAAUGGCGGGAGUCUAAUUAAACCAGAUCCAAUUUCUCUCUCUAGAAUCCCUCCGCCUUUUCUUUUUUGACCUUUCCCAUCUCUCUCUGUAGUCUCUAGAAGAAAAAAGAUUCAUCCUUUUUCUGGAAAUUAGACAAGUAGACCUAUCAAUGUCUAUUUAUUUAUAAGCUGGUUGCUCAAAAAGGAAAGAGAGAGUUAGGGUUUUAGCAGCUUUUGAUACGAUGGAGGGUAAUGUUUCGAACCAUGUAGGGGUUCGAAACAACACUAAUGAGGAAGUGAAUAGAAUGAAGUUUGGGCAGUCUGAUGAGAGAACCGUAUAUGAGGUUCAGCAUGGAACUCAGCCAAAUCAUGGGGAUUACUGUUCUAUUACGAUAGAUGAUGGGGGAGGACUUGACAAUGAGAUGUUACAACAAAGAAUUCAUAGUGUGUAUAGACAAAGAGAGGAUCUGCAUAAUAUGGAGGUUGAGCUUCGAGCUCAGAUAAUGGCUAGAUCUGCUAUUGUUGAAAUGAAAAACAGCUUUGAUGUUCAGAUGAAGGAACACGUGAAUGCAUAUGCGGAACUAAAGGAGCAGCUGGAAGAAAGGGAAAGCAUCAUACACGAGAUGGAAUUACAAAUGGAAGAGAAAGAUAGAGAGCUUCGUGCUAUCACUAUAGAUAAUGAAGCGGCAUGGGCGAAGGAGGAUCUUCUUAGAAAGCAAAACAAAGAGUUGGCUAGCUUCCGAAGAGAACUUGACAACUCAGAAGCUGAAAGAGCCCAAAAUCUGAAACAAAUUCACGAUCUUAAAGAAUAUAGUCAAGAGAAAGAAAGGCAGAUUCGUGAAAUGGAAGAACAGCAUCGGGUAGCACAAGAAGCCAUUGCCUACAAAGAUGAACAGCUGAGAGAUGCCCAAACAUGGAUUCAACGUGCACAAGAAAUGGAUGCUUUACAAUCAACAGCCAACCACUCGCUACAAGCUGAGUUAAGAGAAAGGACAGACGAGUUCAACCAGUUUUGGGUUGGCUGUCAAAGACAGUUUGCGGAUGUUGAGAUGCAUCAUUUGCAAACCAUUCGACAACUUAAGUUGGAGCUGACCGAGGCAAGAGAAAGGAGUGGUACAUCCGUCAGUGAAUCACGUGUAGGUCAUGCACAAUCUAAAGAUGCAUCUGUGCAGGGAGAGGAUAAGGGAAACCAAUUUAAUGUGAAUGCUGCUGGUGUAAGUGGUAACUCCGAAGUCUUGAUGAAUGGUGAAACAAACAAUGCAUUGAGUAAGACUGAACGACCUGGGGUAUCAGUUAUUUUACCCUCCCUUGUCGAAAUGGGUGCAUACCUUCCAAAUGGGCAUGUUACUGCAGUCCAUCCUUCUGUCAUGCAUCAACAAGGUAUUCCACAACCUCAAUUGGAACAUUGUCAACCAAUCCCUAGUAUUGUAUCUCACCAACAUUGGCAGAAUCAUCAGGUUGUAUCUGAGAGUUCACAUGUUCCAAAUCAGAACCCAUAUCAACCAGCUGGGAAGAAUAUAAGGCCGAGCGUUCAGUAUGACACUAAUUUUUUGUCAAAUGGACUAGUGCUAUAUCCUGAACGUUUAGAGGCUCAAAUCAGUUCUAGUAAAGAGCCUAAUACUCUAAAAUCCAGUGAAGCAGCACAGCCUGCGGAACAAUUUUUAGAAGAAGAAUCUUCUGAGAAUCAAGAUGCAUUAGCUUUAGAGACUUUUAAACAGAUCACUGGGACAAAGGAGAAAACCGAUACCGUGAGCAGUGAUUCGCAUGAAGGCUGCACUCUGCCGGUGGAACAACCACGACUCUUACAUCCAGAUCCAAAUCUCUUAGAUGAAAGAUCAUUGUUGGUUUGCCUUGUCCGUGCAAUUCCAGCUGGAUCUGGUGGUCGAAUUAAGAUUAGUUCUACUCUGUCUAAUAGACUUGGAAAAAUGCUGGUGCCUUUCCAUUGGCAUGAUUAUAAGAAAAUAUACGGAAGGCUUGAUGAUUUCUUGCGUGGUCAUCCUGAAUUAUUUGUAGUUGAAGGGGACUUUAUUCACCUCCGCGAAGGAGCUCAAGAAAUCAUAUCAGCUACUACAGCACUCGCGAAAGUGGCAGCUGCAGCUGCAGUAGCUUCUCCAUCUUACUCCUCAUCCUUCACUUCUAUUGCUGUGACCCCAAUGGCACAAAAUCUCAGACUAAAGAAGCCUUCACAACCUUCAGUAGUUAAGGAUCGAAAGUCUAAUGAUAAUUGCUCUAACAUGGUUCACGGCCUUGUGAAUGUGCAAAUUUCGGGUAAACAGAAAGACCAUCUGGAAAUAAAUGGAGUACAAUCUGAUGUGCGUGGGGUUGGAGUUCAUGAUCGAACAAGGUUGGCCACUUCUGAAAACAAGGGAGACAUUACUGGGAGACAUCAGGCAAAUUUCGGCGGGAAACUUCAGGGAAGGGUCUCGGUAAAUAUGCCAUCAUCUAGAAGAUAGAUUCCUGUCCAAUGGUGACAAACUGGUUGGCUGCUUGCUUUGGGAGAAACAUAAUCAGUGUAAAAUUUCCUUGCUCGACUAUGGUUUCAGCUGGGUUUGUUUCUCUACCAACAAUGUCGUGUUUUUGCUCACAAUAUGGCACUCAGGGUUUUAUCUUCCAAGUGAAAAGCAGUAACAACUAAUGCACAAAGUUGCAAUGUUGCAUUAUUAAUGGUCCUAUGUUGUGCCUUUUUAUGUCUUUAAAAUUAUAAAAAUAGUAAUUUAUACCACUUGCUCAAGGAAAGGAAUAUAGCUAUAUACUGAAAAUGAGUCUUCCCCCCCAGUUUACUGCUCCCUUGGACUGUUUUUCUUUCAUAUUGUGAAUCAUGUAAUGCAUGAACAUGAGAGGUUAUAUCAAUACAUGAGAACUCAGUCUCCGGAUGACAGGAUGCUUGCUCAUUCCCGAGAGUCUGGAGGAUUUUUGUUUUCUGUUCA
Messenger RNA from Papaver somniferum (opium poppy), 3051 nucleotides. RefSeq lists its product as uncharacterized. The coding region runs from base 367 to 2577 and encodes 736 amino acids. NCBI's taxonomy places the organism in Eukaryota, Viridiplantae, Streptophyta, Magnoliopsida, Ranunculales, Papaveraceae. The transcript has 17 exons. The record is from RefSeq and is a predicted model, not a curated record.